Messenger RNA from Anopheles merus, 1443 nucleotides. Its product is annotated as zinc finger protein 32-like. The transcript is spliced from 3 exons. Gene Ontology annotation, cellular component: nucleus. The record is from RefSeq and is a predicted model, not a curated record. The coding region runs from base 117 to 1316 and encodes 399 amino acids. Gene Ontology annotation, molecular function: zinc ion binding. Lineage: Eukaryota; Metazoa; Arthropoda; Insecta; Diptera; Culicidae.
CAAACUUUGCAAAAGAAUGUAAAUUAUGUUUUUCUCCUCUGCUGGGGUCCGAAUCCAAUAGCAACUUGGCCGACGAGAACAAAAAAGUGUCCCCGACCCACAGUUACUAUGCUAAUAUGAGCUGUGUCGAUCGCAUCUGUCGCCUUUGCCUGCGGGAAGAGCUGGACAAUGGUCCGGACUCGAUGGUUUGCCUGAACGAGGACGGUCAAAUAGUAAACAUCAUACGGGAAACGACCACCAUCGAGGCCAUUGUGGACGAAAGCGUUCCGUAUUACCUGUGCUCGGAGUGCAACCAGCUGCUGCACAAGUGCUACGACUUCCGGGAACGGUGCAUCAUCAACGAUGACAUUUUUCGGCGCAAGUUCAGCACGGCGCCCGAGACGGAAGAGCCCCUCUUCAUGCCGGUGGACGUGAUCCAUCCGGAAGCGGCCGAGGAGGAAUCGCUAAAGGAGACAGCCUUCAAUGGGGCGGCGGAAAAGCCCAUCAUUGAGGAGUGUCUGUUGGAAAUGAUCGAACAAAAUGACGAUGACAUGGAGGGUGAGGAAGUCCAGGAGGAAGAGGAGGAGGAGACGGAUGGGUACAAACCGUCGGAAGCAGCCCUGUCCAAGCUGGACUCCUCCUCCGACAGUGAGCCGUUGACGGUGCGAAAGAAAAGUACCGACAGGCGGAAGCGGAAUCCGACGAAAAAGGCGGCAGCAGCUGCCGAUAAAUCGAACAACAAGCUGCCGUGCGCCCAGUGCGGCAAGAUGAUCGCCCGGAACAACAUCAACCAGCACCAGCUGACGCACGAUCCGGACCGGCCGAAGGUGUUCUGCUCGUACUGCGGCAAAGCGUUCAAGGAUCCGCGCCGGAUGCAGCUACACAUCAACAGCAACCACACGCAGGAGAAGAAGUAUCCGUGCGACAUCUGCGGCAAGGUGUACCUGCGGCCGACCUCGCUGAAGGACCACAAGCGGGUGAAGCACAGCACGGUCAAGCGGUACGACUGCUCCGACUGCGGGAUGGCGUUCGUGAGCUGGGCCCAGCGGUGGCACCAUUUCAAGAAGGAGCACACCACGGCGAAACCGUUCGCCUGUACCUACUGUGAUUGGGCGUUUAAAUUUAAGGGCGAUCUCACGCUGCACAUUCGCAAGCACACGGGCGAAAAGCCGUUCAAGUGUGACAUCUGUGGUAAAGCGUUCAACAAAAGCUACAACGUGGUGAUACACAAAAAGUCGCACCGCAAUCUGCCGCCGCCGGAACAGUCAACGCUGAUGGUUGCGGAAACAACGAUGCUACCACAAGGCGAGGUAAAACCGGAACAUACUGCAAUAUAGCCGGCGCGGCAACUGUGACGAUAUUACGCGACCAUUUUUUUGUGUUAGCUUUUAGUUCAUCCUCCCAGAUCUAUAUCAUUUUUAAUCUUAUUAAACAUAACUUUAUUCACUCACGAUGUAAAUGACG